CGGCAAUCAUGCGGCCCCUCAACAUCCGAGGCGAUCCUCUCCUCACCUGCGCCUAGGCUGGUUGACUCUUUUACUCGCACCCACUUCUUCUGGGGGCUGAUCGUGUUUAUCCACUCUUCUAUUGUGGUUGGUUUCGCCACUACCCUUUUCCAUCAUUGUUCGAUAUUUUUGAUCCGUGUGUACCAUACUAUCUGGCUACUAUGAGAUGCCAGGCAUCUAUCAGCUAAUCAGGGACGUAACGUCGACGACACGGCAUGCGAAAUUCAUCGUAUUGGUGGGCUUCUGAUUCCCCUGAUACUAGAUUGUAUCGCGUCCUCCAGUGUCAAAUCUUGGACCGCCAGCUUCUGGUAGCCUCUGCGUUCUUCCAUUCCAUUCGCUUUCCUACAGCAAAUCCCAACAGAGAGUCUCAAUACACUGACGGUAUCAAGCCACGAUGCAGGCUGGUUAAGCUUCCAGUCUCUCUAUUUGUAAGGCUAGGUUCUCUUCCCAAACCUUUACGCUUUUCGCAAAUCAAUCGACUAUUGUCCAUUCAACCUCACACUAGAUUGUUGCCAAUAGCUUCACCUAAUCAAAAUCGCAGUCACUCUAACCACGAUUGUCACGCCGCAAGUUUCGGGGACCCUAGAAUAUCUGACAAGUCGCUUCUUGGUUGCUCUAUUUGUGGUAGCAAACCAGAACCUUUAUUGCCUUUGCGGAAAUAUAAAAGUAAAGCCAAAACGCCAAAUCAUUGCGAGAGGGAAAUCAACCAUCACCGCGGGACACUGUUAUCCAGCUUUCUCCUCCAUUUAUUCUUUUCGGACCUCUUCGUUGUCCCAUAGCUCCUACCCUGCAAGGUGACACCAAUUGCCUCGGCGAUUUGCGCUUCAGGAGAAGCAAAACACACAUCAGGGAACAGAAACCACCAUAUACUUUGCAUCAUACCUUGCCCGAGGUUGGACGUGUUCACGACUCUUCCUUUAGCCUUCUCAUCAACCUGUCAAUCUGUCCUCCAUU
Messenger RNA from Aspergillus pseudonomiae, 993 nucleotides. RefSeq lists its product as uncharacterized. The transcript is spliced from 3 exons. The record is from RefSeq and is a predicted model, not a curated record. NCBI's taxonomy places the organism in Eukaryota, Fungi, Ascomycota, Eurotiomycetes, Eurotiales, Aspergillaceae. Bases 255 to 818 code for a protein of 187 amino acids.